This is a messenger RNA of Ornithodoros turicata, 3489 nucleotides long. RefSeq lists its product as uncharacterized. NCBI's taxonomy places the organism in Eukaryota, Metazoa, Arthropoda, Arachnida, Ixodida, Argasidae. The record is from RefSeq and is a predicted model, not a curated record. The coding region runs from base 805 to 3291 and encodes 828 amino acids. Gene Ontology annotation, cellular component: plasma membrane. Gene Ontology annotation, molecular function: metalloendopeptidase activity. The transcript is spliced from 28 exons. Gene Ontology annotation, biological process: protein processing.
GGGGGACCAUCUUCAACCGACGUCAGUUUCUCCACCAAAUCAACACAGGACAGAAACGAUCCGGCCCCAACGCCAGACCCGAACCGUGAGUUGCAAAUAGUUACCACUUUAGUUACUUUAACUAUAAUAAUCCGAUAUGUUGCGCUUGCUCAAUUCGCUCUACAAGGGAACAGUUACAGCUUUCUUUUUGCUUUACAGCCGGAGGAAAUUCGACAAGUUAGUAAAGCAACAGCUGAUGUUUGUUGAUAAGUGUUGCAAUGACAGAAACCGAAGUAGAUUUUCACGCUGCUAGAGGUUACUCCUCGUAUAGAGUGCUCUUCCGAAGCUUUUAUACUUAGGAUUCGCACAUUUAUCAGAGAAUGCACUAGAGCAGUGGUUUUCAAAUGGGGGUCCAUGGGGGUUCAAGGGUGCUCGCGAGGUCCUCACUUGUCGGUGAGCUUACUACACCUGCGCGCGCGUCUUCCGCAUGCAGAUACAGGUAUGACACUUUCUAUUAGUAACAUAGCUCCGUGCACGCUACGGCUCACUGGUAAGAAAAAUAAUGCACUCAUAAGCUAUUCACUCAUUCACUGCUACUUGUGUAAUAAAAAUACUAAAUUAUCUCAGUUUUCAAGCAGUAUAUAUAGCUAUGUAUAGCUUGUGCUCGUGCCUGCGUGUGGACCUUAAAGGGAUCCACUCCACGCGGCCCCCAUCACAGCCCAGAAGGGCUCCUUGACACAUGCACGACUGAGAACCACUGUACUAGAGAUUCAUUUUUACGUGCGUAUCAAUUGCUUGUCACAAGAAAAGGGUCCAACCGACCGAAUGUUUUCCCUUCAAGAUGUCACGACUACAGACGCACUACCCCCCAUAGGAUUUCAACGCGAAGCCGAAGACAAUACGUCCGCUAUGAAAUACGCUCUUCAGCUGGAUGACGCCAAGCCUUCCACGAAUUCCAGAAUGUCAUUCGGAUUGUACCAGGUUAAUGCAGGAGCAGCAAGCCUUGGGAAGAACGACGACUGGAAGAAAAUAUAUAGCGAGCUGAUGGACGCAACGUACGCCGCGGAUGGCGAUACAGAUGCAGUUACCUCGCCGCCUACCAGCUACAACGACUCACCGAGAACUAGCGUGCAUAGUGUUCGAUCAACACCACGGCGACGAGCAGAACCAGCAAUUGAACUUCAAAUAUUCGAUCCAUCUUCCUUAAUAUCGCUGAACGAAACGGAUGAUACCAGUAAUAUUGAAGGUAACUCGCCGGUCAACGUAAAAAAUCGAACGCUUCACUUCGCUUUGCCGAAUACCGACAAGUGUACCGUAUGUGCCGGUGAAGUGGCUAGGUUGAAGCAGCUUAUAAGCUCGACGAAAGCGCCCUGCAACGACUUCUACGAGUUUGUGUGCGCUAGAUUCAGCAGAACACUUAAGCUGGUUGGCAACGUCAAGUUCGUGACGUCACCCAUCAGCCAAGACAUUAUCAUUGCCAAGAGCGUCGAAGAUAAGUUGCUACGUGUGCUUGCAGAUUACCUUUCAGGGAACAAGGAAGCAGGAUGGGCACACAAGGUAGCGUGGGACAGCUGCGUGUUAGACAAGCAAAGCCCCACGACUUCAAAGUCGGUGCUUCGUCGUUUAGUUGAAGACCUUGGACUGGUGGGCUGGCCGUACAACAGCCGCGAACACUUCACCGAGGGCACAGUUGCAAGAAUCACAGCUGCCCUCGCUCGACAACUGGGCCUAAACGUGCUCUUUGGAGUCGGUCUAGUGUCACUGGUCGCCGAUGACCAUUCAAGACACUACUUCAGCAUAGAAGAGCCUGACCUGCUUCUACGAUCUUGCAACACCAUCAGCCCAACGCGCGAAGUCACUUGGUACUCUGAGCUCGUCAAGGCGGCCAUACUCAUAUUGACAUCUAACAUCACUGGCAUAAUCGACAUACAGGAAGCCAUCUUCAGUAUAUCCUGCAGUCUUGCUAAGGCUGCAUCCAGAAAAGAAGAACGCACCUAUAUUUUUCAACAGACCACAAUUCAGCCACUGAUGAGCAUGAACACCCUGGUGAUGCCAAUCAAAGCCUUUCUACAGGACAUCACAACCCUCAGCAUGGACGCCAGCAUCGCGAUCAAGCACCCUGCGUUUAUCGAAGUACUUCAAUCACUUCUCCAGCCAGAGAACUAUGCAAGCUUGAUGAACUACCUCGGUUUUCGAGCCCUUGUGUACCUAUCUGCAAUGUCAUCUCUGGGACGCGAUGAGUUCACCCAUGCGACGAUGGAGUCCAUGACUGGUUGGCGCCAGAAGUCGUGGGAACGACCUACCGUCUGCUUGCGACUCGUGGAGAAGCUGUUACCAGAGCUUUUGCUCUUCAGCUAUUACAAGCACUAUUUCAACAGCACUGAUGUAGGCAUGAAACAUCUCUUUGUGGACGCUAUGACAGAUUCCGUCGUUCAACUGGCCGCAAGAUCACCGUGGGGAAGUAGCAGUUCGUAUGUCAUGAUGAUUAAUCACACGCUUAGCGUAUUGAAGGUGAAACGCUUUCUGCCGUCUUGGCUACAAAGAUUCAAGGAACGAUGGUUCUUCAACAGACACGCACUCAAAGGUCUGACAUCCGGCAGCUUCAUCAAACUCCACGCGAACAUCCAGAGCAACAUGUGGCAGUUGUAUCUGAACAAAAGUAUGAGGUCCAGAUUGGAAAAGUGGGACGCAAGCGUAUUUGACACCAUGCUUUCUUUCAACGCCCACGAAAAUGUUCUAUACAUUCCGAUGUCUAUCUUUGAUAUCGAGGACACAUACUCUAUACCUCUGCACGAUGAUUCCAGCAUUAUGUACGCAGCGUUUCUGUUCUGGAAGUUCCAUUAUGCCCUGGCUCCCUUGUUUACUGCUAUUGCACUGAAUGAGCGAUCGAAAUCUUCCAAGCACAUCAACGCUCACACAUCGUUCACUGCUUACAAGGAAUGUGUCAUCAAACAGUACAAGCAAAAAGUAGACAAAGUUACGAGACUACGGCUGAAUGCGGACAGCACGUUUCUAACUGACAAUCGUGAUAUGUUCUCAACAAUACGAUCCCCUCCCCCAGUCCCUGAACCUCCGGAUGGUGGAAGAACAUUAUUCCAACAGUUCACAGCAAGCCAACUGUACUACAUCUAUUAUACUCUGGGAAAGUGCGAGAUUCACGCUGAGGAACACAUAGAUGAGGUGAUUGAAAAAGGAGACUUCAGCCCCCCUCGUUACCGUGUCAACAUUCCUCUUCGAAAUUCGAAAGAUUUCCGAGAUACGUGGGGUUGCAAACCUCCGCUCUGCAGGCUCAACGCCGAAGAUCAAUUUUAACCUCUCCAUUAUUUAGCGCAGAACGUUGAGAAUGCACACUUUGCGUUCCUUGCUUUAUGGAAUGACGAAACUAAGGGACGAAUUCUACUUAUUUUAUUCGCAUAUAUAUGGUAUAGAAUAUAUAAAAUCAUGAAGUAGUUUCAGGACGAAGAAUAUGUUGGUACAAAUAGACAACUUAAUACGAAGCAAAUAAAAUAA